CAGCAGGAGAGAAAGGGACCUGAUGAGAGGGUGGCUUGUCUCUUCCUCCACCCUCCUUCCCUCUCUAAAACCCCACCCUGUACCCGCCUCUCUUGAACCCUUUCUUCCUCCCCCCACCAGCUGCUCAUAUUCCCCAGAGCUUCCUCUCUCUCUACAAUCUCUCUCCUCCAAAGGAUCCAAGAAGUAUCAUUGCUGUUCUGUACCUCCAUCUCCAAUCCCAAAACAACUUCUCAGUUCAGCUCGGCUCACUGAAUUCCCCUGCUCCUGAUCUGUUUCUUGACCUCUUCUUGCCACAGAGGAGUGCAGCAGAUACAAAGACAGGAUAUUUUCACUCCCUCUUUCUCCAAGGUGUUGUUCUUGGUGUUUUGGUCAAUUAGAACCCAAUUACAAGCUCCCAGGCGGUGGCAAAGUGUGUAGGUUCUUGAUUAGUUUUUUGCUUUUGGAGUUUGCCCAUGACCCAAGGUGUUGUUCUUGGAGCUUUGUUUGGCACCUUGUUUGUCCCUUGGAACACCUCAACUUCCCCAAAUAUUGCAUUUUUGGCUGCUUUUUUCUCUUCUUCUCCAUCUUGCAAGGCAGCAGCGACUUUCACAAACCAGGAAAUUCCUCGGUUUCCGCAAGACAUUUCUUCCUCCCUUUUUUAAAUCCUUGCAAUAAUUCAGAGCCUUGGGGUUUAGAGGUUUAGGCAUUCCUCGCUCUUGCGUUCUUGGGUUUGAUGGUUGUGGAACCAAUCCAGGAAUAGUUAGAGUUGUUCAUUUCACCUCCCAAGAAGACGAAGACGAAGAUGAAGUGAUCAUUUGAGUACUAGUAGUAGUUCUUGUUGAGGCGUUGAAAUGUCAUCUUCCUGCAUACCGGCCGGCCUGCUGCUGGACCUGGACAUGGUGAAGGCGGCGGCGUCGCCGGGCGCGCACUCGUCGCCGCUGCGCCCGGUGCAUUCGUCGCCGUCGUCGACGCUGUCGGAGGCGUCGAACGCGUCGUCGUCGGCGACAUCCGUGUCGCUGAAGCGCGCGCGCGCGCCGCGGAAGCGGCCGAACCAGGCGUACAACGAAGCCGCCGCGCUGCUCGCGUCCAUCCACCCCUCCGUCUUCCCCGUCAAGAAGAGCCCCAAGACGUCCCCGCGCUCGCCUGCGCGGCAGCUCUCCGACCUCGCCGCAGCGUUCGACCCUUCCUCCGACCUCCUCCCACCGCUCCCCGUGCUCGCCGACUCCGCAUUCCUGCUCCGGGACAUGCCGGCGCCGACGACGCAGCCGCAGAGCCCGUCCGGCGCCAAGAACUGCUCGUCACCGGCUCCUGUGAGCAGCGUGUUCCGGGACUUCCGCGACCCGGCGCCGUCACCAGCGAGCCCCGACACCGUCGACGAGCUUGGAGAAAUCGACUUCGACGACGACGGCUUCGACGCCGAGUCCAUUCUCGACAUCGACGAGGCCGCCGAAGGCAUCGACGGCAUCAUGGGCAGCCUCACGGUCGAGAGCAACACAGCCACCACGUCCGAUGACUCCAUCCUGUCCAGCUCCGGCAUACACCCCUACCUCAGGAGCCUCAUGGUGGUCGGCCUCGCCGGCAGGUUCGAGCUCGGCCUCGGGUUCCAGCAGGGCACUCGGCCCAACCUCAACUGUGCACUUAAGCGCCGGGAUGACGACGGUGCCUGGUGGAUGUGGCCGGCCGUGUCGGUGAAGGACCUAACGGUUACGCCGCCACCACCAUCAGCACCGGCAGCGUCGAACACCGCAAUGCCACAAGCACCAGCGGCGCCAGAGAAGAAGAAAAGCAAGAAGAAGAAGGUGGUGAAGGUGGAGAAGGUGAUGGCGAAGGGGAAGGAGGAACUGCCCUACGCGAAAUGCAAGGAGGAAGCUGACGUCUCAGUGGAUGCUGCUAAUGGCGAUGCCGAUGCUGACAGCAUGCCGACGAAGGCGCCAAAGACCGGGUUGGGGCUGAAGCUGGACACCGACGAGGUGCUCAAGGCGUGGUCCGACAAAGGGUCGAUGUUCGCCGAGGGCAGCGGGCCGGAGUCGCCGACGUCGGCCGCCGACGUGCGGGCUAAACUUACAGACAUCGAUUUAUUUCCUGAGAAUGGAGCUGGUGGUGGCAUCAGGGAAGCCAGUGUCUUGAGGUAUAAGGAGAAGAGGCGCACCCGGCUGUUCUCGAAGAAGAUCCGGUACCAAGUGCGGAAGGUGAACGCCGACUGCCGGCCUCGGAUGAAGGCAAGCACUAGAACUGAUUAUAAAGCAUAAAAGAUCUAUUCGUAAGGGAAGGUUUGUUAGGAGCCCAUCUCUUCUUCAGCAAGCCCUGGAGGAGGAGAGCUAGACACUGAUACCUGCUAGCCUUUUUAUCAGCACCUUUUUUUGGCCUUUUAGUUUCUUAUUAGAUAAGAGAUGUGAGUGAGAAUUUCCCCCGCUUUUGUUUCUCCCUUUUUUUUUGGUUUUGCCUUGGAGAGGAUAGAGAUAGCUGUCUCAAGUUUACAAUGUGAGGUAAAGGAAGGAAAUAAAGUGAUGUUAGAAUA
Molecule: messenger RNA, 2497 nt
Organism: Phragmites australis (common reed)
Lineage: Eukaryota; Viridiplantae; Streptophyta; Magnoliopsida; Poales; Poaceae
Product: protein CHLOROPLAST IMPORT APPARATUS 2-like
Exons: 3
Coding region: 831-2228 (465 amino acids)
Biological process (GO): regulation of DNA-templated transcription
Cellular component (GO): nucleus
Molecular function (GO): protein binding
Source: RefSeq, a predicted model, not a curated record